Messenger RNA from Jatropha curcas, 1932 nucleotides. RefSeq names its product COP9 signalosome complex subunit 1 (gene FUS6). Gene Ontology annotation, cellular component: COP9 signalosome. The record is from RefSeq and is a predicted model, not a curated record. NCBI's taxonomy places the organism in Eukaryota, Viridiplantae, Streptophyta, Magnoliopsida, Malpighiales, Euphorbiaceae.
CCUCCCCAUUAGCAGACGACAUAUAGAAAAUAGAAGAUAAAAUACGGUACCGAUGCUGUUCUGGAACUAACUAAAAAUUUUUUCGAGGUAAUCAACAUCUAUCGUCAAGCAGCAGAAGCAGGCAGAUUACUCCAACCAAGAGGCCAAAGCCCUAUCCAAAUUGCCGGUCAUCAGGAUGGAGACAGAGGACGAGAUUUAUGCUAACGGUGGCGACGCUUCUAGCCGUACUAGGCCGGUUAUUAGCGGCGAGCAGCUCGACAUCGAAGCAUAUGCUGGAUUGUACACCGGAAGGACUAAAAUCACGCGUCUCCUUUUCAUAGCGGAUCACUGUGACAAUCCGGCGAUGCAGUUGGAGGCACUACGGAUGGCCUAUGAUGAAAUCAAGAAGGGCGAGAACACCCAACUCUUUCGUGAAGUCGUACAGAAAAUUGAUGGGAGACUUGGGCACAACUACGCGAUGGAUAGCGCGUGGUGCGAGACAGUUGAUCGAAGAGCUGAGCAGAGGAAGGAGAGGCUUGAGAAUGAACUGAAUGCCUACAGGACAAAUUUGAUCAAAGAAAGCAUAAGAAUGGGAUACAAUGAUUUUGGAGAUUUCUAUUAUGCUCAUGGUGCUCUUGGAGAUGCUUUUAAAAGUUAUGUUCGAACCCGUGAUUAUUGUACCACAUCGAAGCACAUUAUUCACAUGUGUAUGAGUGCAAUUCUUGUCAGCAUUGAGAUGGGUCAAUUUACUCAUGUUACAAGCUAUGUCAGCAAAGCAGAGCAAACGCCUGAGGCACUUGACCCUAUUACAAUUGCAAAACUACGAUGUGCUGCUGGUUUAGCUCAUCUGGAAGCCAAAAAGUACAAGCUUGCAGCACGGAAGUUCCUGGAAGUGGCUCCUGAAUUGGGAAACUCUUACACUGAAGUGAUUGCACCUCAAGAUGUUGCAACAUAUGGAGGACUCUGUGCGCUUGCAAGUUUUGAGCGGACAGAACUGAAGAACAAAGUUAUAGACAAUCUCAACUUCCGAAAUUUCUUGGAGUUGGUACCUGAAGUGAGAGAGCUUAUUCAUGAUUUCUACUCGAGCCAUUAUGCUUCAUGUUUGGAUUACCUGGGAAAUCUCAAAGCGAACCUACUGCUCGACAUCCAUUUGCAUGAUCACGUUGAGACAUUGUAUGAUCAAAUUCGUAACAAAGCCCUGAUUCAAUAUACACACCCAUUUGUGUCUGUUGAUUUGCACAUGAUGGCAAACGCUUUCAAAACAAGUGUUGCUGGGCUAGAAAAAGAACUUGAAGCCUUGAUUACUGACAAUCAAAUACAGGCACGAAUUGAUUCGCACAACAAAAUUCUUUAUGCACGUCAUGCAGAUCAAAGGAAUGCCACUUUUCAACGGGUUCUACAAACUGGCAGUGAAUUUGACAGGGAUGUUCGAGCAAUGCUACUGAGGGCAAAUCUUAUCAAGCAUGAAUAUAAUCUUAGGACUUCUAGGAAACUUUGAAUUUCUAAUUCGGAUGCAGCUUUGACUCUAGCAGAGCUAAAGUAGCUGAUUCCACUCAACUACACAAAAUCAGAUGACAGAUUUGGGACAAUGAGGGGCCAGCAUUGUUUCGAUUAGUUUCUUGAGCUGUCCAAGAGUGUAUAUUGCAUGCUAGGGCAUUUUGAGGCUUGAAUUUGUCAUUCAAUUGGAAUGAUGAAGCACGGUGAGCAUUUUCUUGUUUAGUUUUGCAGAGCCAUCCCUGACAGUAAAUUUGCAUUUUGAGGAUUACAGGAUAAAUUAUGCAACAGUUGCCGUUAUUUGAUGGCGGUUGUAUAUACUUGGUUCCAUUUCGAAGUUGCAACUAUUGAUUUGUUUGUCGCAUCAUUUCUUGUAUAGUUUUAUUUUUCAUUUAUCUUGUUCAUCUGUGCCGUAUAUUAUUACCAAUUGAACAACAUGUGAAUAUGUGAUUUGCCUCA